AUUGCGCUUGCCAGUUUCUAUGAGGACGGGGGUGAUGAGGACAUUCUGACUCUUCCCCAGCCAACACCCAGCUCUAUAUCCAGAGGCACUGCAGCCAGUGACCAUAGAGUAACAUCGUUUAGAGACCUUGUUCAUGCGCAGGAGGAUGAUGAUGAAGAGGAGGAGGGACAGCGGUUUUAUGCCGGCGGCUCAGAGAGAAGUGGACAGCAGAUCGUUGGUCCUCCGAGGAAGAAGAGUCCCAAUGAGCUGGUGGAGGAUCUGUUCAAAGGAGCAAAGGAGCACGGUGCAGUGGCGGUUGAUCGGACGGCCAAGAGCGGUGGCGAGACUAGCAAGCCUAAACCUUUCGCAGGGGGAGGGUAUCGCCUUGGGGCUACUCCAGAGGAGGAGUCUGCUUAUGUGGCAGGAGAGAGGAGACAGAACUCUGCUCAGGAUGUGCAUGUUGUACUGAAGCUCUGGAAGAGUGGAUUCAGUCUGGACAGCGGAGAGCUGAGGAGCUACCAGGACCCAUCCAAUGCCCAGUUUCUUGAUGAUAUCCGCAGAGGGGAAGUCCCAGCAGAGCUGCGCAGGUUAGCACGGGGCGGACAAGUGAACCUGGAUAUGGAGGAUCAUCGUGAUGAGGAGUAUGUGAAACCUAAAAGUGUCUUCAAAGCUUUUACUGGAGAAGGACAGAAGCUGGGCAGCACUGUGCCCCAGGUGAUGGGCACCAGCUCGCCAGCCCAGCAGGCAGAGAAUGAAGCCAAAGCCAGUUCUGCCAUCGCUAUCGAUGAGUCGGAGCCCGUCACCAACAUCCAAAUCCGGCUCGCUGACGGCGGGCGACUGGUCCAGAAGUUUAACCACAAUCACAGGAUCCGUGACAUCCGACUCUUCAUAGUAGAUGCUCGGCCAGCGAUGGCCGCCACCAGCUUCGUCCUCAUGACCACCUUCCCAAAUAAAGAGCUGACUGAUGAGAACCAAACCCUGAAGGAAGCCAACCUGCUCAAUGCUGUCAUUGUUCAGCGGUUGAUAUAAAGGAACCCACCUCGCCACACGCCUGCCUGCAGUGCGCAUGUGUCGUCUCGUCCUGUGCGUGCACCUGCGCCGUGCAGCACAGGCUCACAUCUACUCGUAGCUCUGGGUUCUUAGGUCUCGGUUGGACUUUUUUCUCUUUAGUUGCAUUUGCCAUGGGGUUUUUUUUUUUUUUUUGUGAUGAUCAGUGGACUUGAAAAUAAAUAAACAAAACGAAUCUGUUUUGAAAGGA
This is a messenger RNA of Pelecanus crispus (Dalmatian pelican), 1237 nucleotides long. The record is from RefSeq and is a predicted model, not a curated record. Lineage: Eukaryota; Metazoa; Chordata; Aves; Pelecaniformes; Pelecanidae.